AUGCCCUUCAUUUCUGUCACCAGUGCCUUACGACAACAGAUCUGUCACCUAUCACCCAGCAUGAGGGAUAACUCCACUUCUUAUGCCAAAGAGUGCUCUUCUGUUCAGACAAUGCACAGAGAAAGACAGCGAUACAGUGCUGAGUGGCAGAAAAUGAUGCCUACUUCAAUCACCACCGACGACCAUCGCCAUCACAAUGCUUCACUGUUUGCCGAUGAUGACCACCAAUGUUAUGAAUCGCUCCAGGACCUCUCAGAGAAAGUGUUGUUGUCGUCUUUUUUCUCGAGACAGGAACGCGGUGCUUCAAAUCACAAACCUCCAAACAUCAACUGCUGUUCCUCAUCAUCCAUUUCCUCCAAAACCCCCUUAGCACACUCAAGCCAUUACUGCCCCGUACAGGCUAUCGAUGAUCUGAUAUCAUCCUUGUCGAGAGACCUAAGCAGAGCGCGAAGCUGCACACUCGUGCCAUCUUUGGCUUCCACUGGCACUUCAUCAUCGUCAUCGAGUGUUAUUCGUCCCAAGCAGCCUAGACGUGCGAGAAACAAGACCAUCUCCGGUCGUUUAACAUCCCCUUCAUCGGAGUGGUUAAACUUGACGAGCUCACGACAAAGCAUCGCGCCAUUUUCUCAAGUUGCUACAAAUCCACGAUCCUUCGCAGUGUUGAGGAGGCAAGCUAGCCGGAAAGGCACUGAUACUCGGGCUUCCAGCUCCACCAUGGCAGAUCCAUCUGCAGCGGUUAGGGCACAUCCUGCCAAUGGCUCAAGCCCAAAACCCACAGCAACAGCUUUGGCUGGGAGCGCUGCAGACGGAAUUCCAGAGGUCACGGUUAAUGCCUUUGGGACAACUUACAGCUUGCAUCGCUCUAUUCUGGAAAGGAGUCCUUACUUUUCUGCGAUGCUUUCCGGCCAAUGGAGCGAGAAUAGCGAACGUGGCAUUUCAAUCUUCCCCGAUGAGAUGGACCCAAACAUCACAAAAGUAGGCUUUGAAGUUGCUUUAGAGUAUAUGUACGGUCGAAACGUCAUGGACUUGAUUGAAUUGGAUCCUGUAGGGAUAUUCGCAUCUUGUCAAUGGUUAGAACUCCCUGAGCUAUUGAAGUGGGCAGCUCAAAAUAUCAUGCACCACUUGAAUGUCUCGAACAUCCAUCUUAUCAUACAUACCUUCUCUGAAAGCUAUUAUGGGAAGGAAGGGAUGGUGAUUCUCGAUGCGGCUAAGGCUUUAUUGCGUCUACGUGGUUGCGAAAUGCCACUCGCUGUUUGGGAUCACAUUCCUGCGGAAUUGGUGAGAGAAAUAAUUGGUGGAGAUACGUUUUACAUGCCCUCCGAGUUGAAUAGGUGGGAGUAUGCAGUAUCUCUUCUCGACCGAAUUCUUGAGAUGAAGGCCUCGAAAAUGCGUGUCCCCUUUUUAGACGAUAAGGCCUCAGCUCCCGCCCAUGUCAAACGCCAAUUAGAAGGCCUUCUUCCCGAUGACCCUCCGGAAACAGACAACAACACGGACCUGGAUACCAGCGUGGAAGGGGAUUUGGAGACGGCUCGCCAAUUCCCGGAAGAUAUACACAAUCAAUGGCUCGAUCUCUACACCCACCCUGACAUCCUUCCCAUCCGACAAAUGAUCAUGGAGGAUAUAGGAUAUAUGCAUAUUCCCCUUCAGCAUUUCCGUAGAAUUCAGGCUCAUCGUGACAUCUUUGGAGUACGCCCUGUCCAGCAGGCUGUGAUCCAUUCUGCCUUUGUACAAGCGUUAAAGCUUGCCCACCUGGUCGAUUCUGCAGAUGAAUUUAGCCCGAAAUUGAAUAUCAGAAAGGAUAUGCUGAUGAGCGACUUUCCUGCAUCCCAGCGCAUACAAAUACAUCGUUUCCAUAAAGAUUCUGAUCUUUACCCAUGCGCCAUGUCCGGCGGCGACGCGAUCCCCCACGAAUAUCCUAUUACGAAGGAGGAUAAAAUGUCCGCAAACCUUGUAGUAUCACGUAAAGCAAGGGGCCUUAUUCAUGAAGACUGCAACUACCAUGUGCCACAGCACGGAUUCAUCGCAGCUCAAUUUGUUACGGGCUGGGAACGCAGCGAUUUCAUAAAACCACUUCCUAUGAAUCUCCCAGAUCCACACCCCGAAUACAGCCCUUUCCCUCCAUUCAGAUUCUCAACAAGCUUCCCCCACCCGGCCACCCUGGACAGUAAACAACGAUGUUUCUCGCCUCCCUUCUGGUACGCGGGCUCCACAUGGGUCCUCUAUCUCUACUACAACACUAUCCCCAAGGCAAGCAGGGUAGGUCUCUAUCUGCGGCGAAUCUACGCAAGCAGGGUAGGUCUCUAUCUGCGGCGAAUCUACGACACCCGUCGCGCAGAGCCUUCUUUGGACAGCUGGUGCUCCCGUCUUAAUCCACCACGCAUGGCCCACCACGACCCACUUAGCUGUUAUCGUGUUCUCCCGGAUCUCCACCCAAGCGACCUGUCCAGUUGUUAUAACGAAGCAUACCCAAGACUCGAUCUUCUCGGGGACAGGUUCGGGACUCGAAACGGUAUGGGGCAGUUGUACCCCCGCAUCGGCCGCCCGAAUGAUAUCCUCGCCAAGCUCCCCUACGUCGACAUUCGCUCCGCCGUCACCGUGCACUUCAAGCUGUAUUCCAACUUCGCGUGUGCGGGACAGCCUGCGUGCUUCCAGAGCAAGCCGGAGCAGUUUCAAAUUGAUAGGUGUUGGGGGUGGGAUGUGCGCGUGCCCGAUGGGCAGGAGCCACUGUUGGAUCUGUGUGGGAAUCCGCUAAAUGAGAGGGAGUUGAAGAUUUGUCUAGUUAUUGGUGAUUAG
Histoplasma capsulatum G186AR is the source of this 2793-nucleotide messenger RNA. RefSeq lists its product as uncharacterized. The transcript has 3 exons. The record is from RefSeq and is a predicted model, not a curated record. NCBI's taxonomy places the organism in Eukaryota, Fungi, Ascomycota, Eurotiomycetes, Onygenales, Ajellomycetaceae. Bases 1 to 2793 code for a protein of 930 amino acids. Gene Ontology annotation, molecular function: protein binding.